GGUGAGUCCGGCGGGGAGACGGGGUCCGCGGUGCGUCGCUCGGAACCGGAGAGGAUAAUAAGAGGGCAGCGCUAGCGAGGGUCCCACUUCCCGGAGGGGUAAAGCCGGAUCUGGAGUCACCUCCCGGGCCACAGAGACCCCCUUCCGUCCUGAGCAGAUGAUCGAUCCGAGCAUGACCACACCGUCUCUGAGCUUCUCCUCCGGGCGUGGACCGAGCACAUCCCGCUCCGGGUGAUUUCAUGGGGCUGCUCAGAGUCAUGAUGCCGCCCAAGUUGCAGCUGCUGGCGCUGCUGGCGUUCGCAGUGGCCAUGUUCUUCCUGGAGAACCAGAUCCAGAAGCUGGAGGAGUCCAGGGGGAAGCUGGAGCGAGCCAUUGCCAGGCACGAGGUGCGAGAGAUCGAGCAGCGGCACACGCAGGACGGCCUGCGGGAGCGGGACUCGGCGGCCGCGCACACCAACGCCGAGGAGGACGUGGUCAUCAUCUACAACCGCGUGCCCAAGACGGCCAGCACGUCCUUCACCAACAUCGCCUACGACCUGUGUGGGAAGAACCACUACCACGUCCUGCACAUCAACACCACCAAGAACAACCCCGUCAUGUCCCUGCAGGACCAGGUGCGGUUUGUAAAGAAUGUGACCGAAUGGAGGGAAAUGAAGCCGGCUUUCUACCACGGACACGUCUCCUUCCUGGAUUUCACCAAGUUUGGGGUGAAGAAGAAGCCCAUAUACAUAAAUGUAAUAAGGGACCCCAUCGAGAGGCUGGUGUCCUACUACUACUUCCUGCGUUUUGGAGAUGACUACAGGCCUGGCUUGAGGCGCAGAAAACAGGGGGAUAAGAAGACAUUUGAUGAAUGUGUGUCAGCUGGCGGCUCAGACUGCGCUCCCGAGAAGCUCUGGCUCCAGAUUCCCUUCUUUUGUGGUCACUACUCUGAAUGCUGGAACGUGGGCAGCCAGUGGGCUCUGGAGCAGGCCAAAUACAACCUGGUGAACGAGUACAUGCUGGUCGGAGUAACGGAAGAGCUGGAGGACUUCGUCAUGAUGCUGGAGGCGGCGCUGCCACGCUUCUUCAGAGGAGCCACCGAGCUGUACAAAACAGGCAAGAAAUCCCACUUGAGGAAGACCAGCGAGAAGAAGCCGCCCACCAAGGAGUCCAUCGCCAAGUUGCAGCAGUCGGCCAUCUGGAAGAUGGAGAACGAGUUCUACGAGUUUGCUCUGGAGCAGUUCCAGUUCGUCAGGGCGCACGCCGUCAGAGAAAAGGACGGCGAGCUCUACCUGCUGGCGCAGAAUUUCUUCUACGAGAAAAUCUACCCCAAAAACUAAAGAGGCGCGUUCCUGAGGAAGAACAGUCUUUGGGGGAAA
Messenger RNA from Cololabis saira (Pacific saury), 1358 nucleotides. It is a transcript of the gene hs2st1a, whose product is annotated as heparan sulfate 2-O-sulfotransferase 1a. The coding region runs from base 240 to 1319 and encodes 359 amino acids. Gene Ontology annotation, molecular function: heparan sulfate 2-sulfotransferase activity. Gene Ontology annotation, cellular component: membrane. Lineage: Eukaryota; Metazoa; Chordata; Actinopteri; Beloniformes; Belonidae. The record is from RefSeq and is a predicted model, not a curated record. The transcript is spliced from 8 exons.